Molecule: messenger RNA, 618 nt
Organism: Triticum aestivum (bread wheat)
Lineage: Eukaryota; Viridiplantae; Streptophyta; Magnoliopsida; Poales; Poaceae
Product: BURP domain-containing protein 3-like
Exons: 1
Coding region: 1-618 (205 amino acids)
Source: RefSeq, a predicted model, not a curated record
AUGGCCACCUCGGGUGCCGGAGAGAGGUUUCUACCGCGAAGCGAGGCCGACGCCAUCCCGUUCUCCUUCGGCGAGGUCCCUCAGAUCCUCAGCCGCUUCUCCGUGAAGCCGGACUCCCAGGAGGCGGCGGAGAUGGCGCGGACGCUGCACGUCUGCGAGGCGCCGGCGGCCGAGGGCGAGAAGAGGUGGUGCGCCACGUCGCUAGAGUCGAUGGUGGACUUCACCACGUCCAGCCUCGGGACCAGCAACGUGAGGGCCGUGUCCACCGUCGUCGGUAUGGAGGGAACGCCGAGGCAGGAGUACACCCUGACCGGCGUGAAGCGCGCCGGCGACGACCAGCUCGUGGUCUGCCACGCGGAGCCGUACGCGUACGCCGUGUUCGCGUGCCACCUGACGCAGGCGACGAGGGCCAACACAUUGUCGAUGGUCGGCGAGGAUGGCACGGCGGUGGAGGCAGUCGCGGUGUGCCACGCCGACACGGCCGGCUGGAACCCGAGGCACGUCGCGUUCGAGGUGCUCAAGGUGCAACCCGGCAAGGUGCCAGUGUGCCACUUGGUGCCGCAGGACCACGUCGUCUGGACCCGCAGCCUGACGUUCGCUACCUAUUUGGAUGUCUGA